Molecule: messenger RNA, 3807 nt
Organism: Closterium sp. NIES-65
Lineage: Eukaryota; Viridiplantae; Streptophyta; Zygnematophyceae; Desmidiales; Closteriaceae
Source: the annotation of a GenBank genome assembly
AUGGAUCUCCUCAUUAGGCCGGCAUUCAUCGUACUUUGUCUCUACUCAAAAAUACUAUCUACUCUUACCUUCUCUUCCCUGCUCUCCCCUCCUCGUCCCGUCGUCUCUGGUUGCCUCUUGCACUCACGGCUCUCCUCGUUGCCUCUUGCGGUCACGGCUCUCCUCGUCAGCACAGCAAUCGUCCUGCUCCUAUCAUCGACUCCCUCGCAGCACGGCAUCCCCACCUUGGACCUCCCACGCGUUCAAGCCAGCACGGCCGUUCAGACCAGCGCGCCCGUUCAAACCGACGCUCCAGAGCCGUCCGAUCUUCACCGAGCAGCAUCCGAUGCAGGCGCCUUGACAGAGCUCCAAUCAAGGAGAUCUCCCCACCCGGACAGCAUCAAACCGACCUAUCCCAACCAGGACGAACCAGAGGACUCGGAGACAGACCCAUGGCUCGAGAGCCUGUGUCUGGGGAAGCAGAAUAAGGGCUGCGAUCCUGAUCCGAACGCCGGGAACCGCUUACGCUCUGGCUCGGAGGGUAAGGGGCGAGUUGGGGGGGUGGGGGGGGUUCAAUGGGUGGAGCCAGUGGGAGAUGAGCCUCAGUCGGAGAUAGAGGCCAUUUGGGCCGCUCAUGCCGCCAAACACAUGACGUUCGGGAAGGUGCAACAGCCCAGACGCCCGGCCGAGGCUCGGGAAGAGGUUCGGGAAGAGGCUCUUGAAGAGGCUGGGGACAAGGUUCGGCAUCAUGACUGGAGUGAGGGAAGGGGGGAAAGUAUGGAGAUAGGGGGGAUGGAGGGGAUACCAGAGGGCACGUCCUUGCAGCAGGAGAAAGAGGAGGAGCAGGAGCAAGCGGAGCAGGGGCAGAAGAGGAAGGAGGAGGAGCAGGAAGAGAAGGGGGAUGAGACGCAGGAGGGAGAGGAGGGGGGGGACACAGAAAGAGAACAAAAGGAGCCGUGGCGCAUCUCUUCCUUCUCCACUCACAUCGGACUGUCCAGAGACAUACGCCUCUCCUCCUCCACCGUCCAUCGGAGAGUAAUAGCAGCCAGAGCACCGCCCCCAACUAAGAAAAGCCCCCCUCCCAGAUCCGCCACCUCAACUAGAAAACUCCCCCCCCCCGCCUCUGCCAAGAAGAUCCCCGCCUCCCCCCCGUUCCCCGCCCCCUCGCCCUCCCUCCCCCCCGCGCCCUCCCCCCCCUCGUUCCCCUCCCCCUCGUCCCCCACCCCCCAGCCCGAAGCCACCUCCGCGCCCUCCGCCGAGCCCUCCCCCCAGUCCCCCUCCACCCCCCGGGCCAAGUUGAUAGUGCGCACCAAGACGUGGCAAACGUGGUGGGCGGCAGCAGAGGGGGUCAACUGGGAGGGGCACGUUGCAUGCCGGAUAAUAGUGCGCACCAAGACAUGGGGCACGUGGUGGGCGGCAGCAGACGGGGUGAACUGGGAGGGGCGCGUAGGCCGGGUCUAUUCCACGCCCAGUGCUUCACAGGCGCUCACCAUCAUUCGAGUCUCCGACACUGAGUUCCAGUUCCUGACUCCCAGUAACACGUUCCUAACCAAGGCCCCCUCCAUGUUCCUGGAAACAACCACCAACUCCUCGGACCCGCUCACAGUGUUCACCAUUGAAUACAUCCCCGACACGGUCUACAUCGUCUUCAAGUCCUCCGAUGGAUGGUACAUCUCACAGAAUGGCGAAAGUGGCCCGCAGUUCUGGUGGCAGGGGGAGCCGGGCGACUGGGAGCGGCUUGACGUGAGGGAGAUCAUGUGGGUGCCGGCGAUUCGCGGGGCGAAUCUGGGGUCGUGGCUCAUGACUGAGCCGUGGAUGAACAGAGAGGUGUUCAAGUUUGCUGGCUAUGGUGAUGGCACCCGGUUCACUCUUCGCUCGGUGAUAUCGGGUCAAUACGUCACAGCGCCCGGUGGUGGUGGAACAAUAAUGUAUUGCAACGGUUCACUGAACAAGGACGCCUAUCUCCACCUCACCACCGUUCGGAACGCCUCAUCCAACACUCGCAGAAUAGCCGUGCAGUGGCUGCAGUACUGGGCUGUGAGGAAAAACUCACCCAACGUCUGGGUCCAAUCCACAGAGCCCGAGGUCAUAGCGAGCAACUUUGAGCUCUUCAUCUUCGGAAUACCUCUCAACGAAUCAACGGAGCAGAGGGGAAGCAGUGUGCGCGUGGUGUUGCGUGCUCCCAACGGCCUCUUUGUCCAAGCCAACCCCGACGGUUCCCUUACUGCUGAUCUUAUCGAUUCCCUCGAUAAUGACGCCAUCUGGAGCAGCGCUGCUGCCUUCGACCUCACUGUGCUAUGGCGGGUGGAGGCGGAUUGGCAGGCGGCAUACACAGUCGGCGCGGCCGCCCCAUCAAUCUACGAGAACAUUCGCCGAAACUUCAUCACGGAAGCAGAUUGGCAGAAGAUGCAAGAGCUGGGGAUCAACACAGUGCGCAUCCCCCUGGGCUAUUGGAUAGCCCUCGACGCCUCCCCUGAGUUCCCCUUUGUGCCUGGAGCGGCAACGUAUUUAGACUGGGCGUUUGAGAUGGGGAGGAAGUAUGGGGUGAGGAUUUGGUUCAGUGUGCAUGUGGCGCCUGGGUCACAGGCAGGCAAGGGGAAUGCGCGGGAUGGGCUGAUCCGCUGGCGAGGGGCGAAUAUCAACCGCACGCUCGACUUCGUCACCUGGCUCGCUGACAGGUACGCCACCGACCCUAUGUGGCUGGGCAUGGGGCUGCUGAACGAGCCGGUGGUGCCGGGGGCCAACGGGUACGCGGGGGUGGAUCUAGAGGACAUGCGGGGGUACUACUCGGCGGCUUUCAACGCCAUCCGCGCGCGCUGCCUGUGCUGCUUCGUGGCCAUGGAGGGCCGCGUGGGCAGCAACUUUGGCGACGUGAUGUGGCACAUGAGCGACGCGUGGCACAACAACAUGAUCCUGGAGCAGCACAUCUACGAGGUCUUCGGCAACUUCUUCAGCUCCCAGGGCGUCAACUUUGAACUUGAUUACGCUUACACCACCCGGGUCAACAACAUCGUCAGCUUCCAAGAGAAAGUGGGGCGGCAGCUGUUGGUGGGGGAGUUCUGCAAUGCAAUGGGCAACCCUGCAACACCGGAGCAGCAGGCCAACUUCUCCCUCGGCCAGAUGAAGGCAUUCAGCCACGCUAAGGCUGGUUGUGCCAUCAAGCUGUGUGCUGCAGUGGUGGCUCUUCUAAGAGUGGCAGAGUUCCAAGCUCGAGGGGUGAACAUAUCGUUGAACUCGCCUCUCUCCUUCCUCCCUCUGUACCCCGGAGACAAGGAGGAGAACCACGAUCCGUCCAACCUGAACGGAGGGCAUAUCACCAUUGCUCAUGAGAUCAGAAAGAUGUUAUUGGUGUCUAGCAACACGGCCUACAACAGGCUCUAUGCCUUGAUAGGACAAAGGCGUCUGAAUGAGGCCAUGCACUCCGUGGGUCUCUGUUCCGCCCACCUCUCCCACCGCCUCUCCAUCCCCCUCUCUCCUCUCGACAACCGGCGCUGCGAACCCGUGCUAGUGGGCGUGGAAGGAAAUGCAUCCGCCUUCUGCUUACCUCCCAAGUGCAGCAGUCAUGAGCUGCCUCCGGUGGAAGGAGUGGAGGGGUUGCUGAUUGGGAGUGCUUAUAUUGAUGACAAUGGCACCAAGCCAAUCAGAUUGGACAAGGGACACAGGCUGCCGCUGCUGGAGGCCAUGAGGCAGCAGUACCCAACCCACCACGGGAGAGGCCCCUACGACUUAUCAAGAAGUGUCUGUGAGGACUUCAUCUCUCCCUCUCCUCCUCCCCUUUUGCCACUGCCUGUCACCCAGCUGCCUGGCUGCCAGCCAAUCGGAUUGUAG